This is a messenger RNA of Ochlerotatus camptorhynchus, 495 nucleotides long. RefSeq names its product putative nuclease HARBI1. NCBI's taxonomy places the organism in Eukaryota, Metazoa, Arthropoda, Insecta, Diptera, Culicidae. The transcript has 2 exons. The record is from RefSeq and is a predicted model, not a curated record. Bases 1 to 495 code for a protein of 164 amino acids.
AUGAUCCGUUACGUGGAUGCAAACAGUCCCGGUGCCAAUCACGACUCGUUUAUUUGGAAUAAUAAUCCAUUAGAUGUUGAGUUGAGUCAGCAAUACCAGAAUGGAGAAAGAAAUACUUGGCUUUUGGGAGAUGCAGGAUACCCUUUAAAACCUUAUUUGAUUACACCAUUCCGUAGUUCUGGCGAUGCAAGGCAGACUAAAUUCAACGAAAUUCACUCUAAAACAAGGAUGCUAAUUGAGAGAACUAUAGGAGUAAUGAAGAAUGUGUUUAGGUGCAUCUUAGGAGCUCGUCAGCUGCACUACAAACCAGAAAAAGCUGCAAAAAUUGUUAAUGUAUGCUGUGCUUUGCACAAUUUGAGAAAACAAUUUAAUCUUCCCGAUGAUAACUUUGACGAGUUGAUUGAUAUUCAUCAAAUUGAAGAUAAUGCACAUGAUGAUGAAAAUGAUGCAUCAGCAAACGAAAUAAGACAGCAAAUAAUGUACUCUAUCGCUUGA